GAUUAUUAUUCCACCACACUCCGAACAUUAUCAAGCAUCCCCCCACUCAAACAAACAAUCUUCCUUCCAGCUAUAAACAUGAGAUAUAGCCAACCCCUCCUAGCCAUUUCCGGCAUUAUUGCCUCAGCAGCGUCCACAACCACCUCGUUUCCUGCCAAUUUCACCCUAAUCUCCACACUUGAUAACUCAGUACUGACUACCGAUGGUUGGGGUAUCUACGACAGCACCACAGGAACUACAUUGACGUUAUCUCCCUACAGAGACGGUACCAUCGGCUACGGGCCCUACGGUCAGGCACUGGCCGUGCUCGCCGAUCAGACCUCAGUUGCUUGGAUCAUCCAACUCCAGGCCGAGCCCGAGGCUGACGACACGGUGACAGGUUGGGGGGUCUCGGAUGAUGGGUUCUUAGUGCUGAACGGAGAGCAGUUGUGGGCGUUUAAUGAGAGCGCCGCGGAGCCAAGAAGGCUGUAUUGGGUCGGCGACGGAAAUGAGCAGGGGCUAGUCAGUACACAGCUAUUUGUGCAAAGUGCGGUGUAAAAUCUAGAAAGGGCUUGGGGCUUUGGACAUACCUGUAAAGUUCUCUUUAUGGUAGUAGCCCCCCCUGCUGAUGGUAGCAGCGCCACGAGUGAUAGCUGCUAUACUGGCUAUCAAGAUUACAAGCGGGUUCUAUACCAUAAGGGUACUUAUAUUCUAGUUUAAUACUAUUAAAGUAUCGGAUUAAAAGUUACUGCUCAGAGUAACUUUAAGAAGUUGUAUAAUAUUCAAAAGCAAUUAGUGUGG
Messenger RNA from Aspergillus welwitschiae, 780 nucleotides. RefSeq lists its product as uncharacterized. The record is from RefSeq and is a predicted model, not a curated record. NCBI's taxonomy places the organism in Eukaryota, Fungi, Ascomycota, Eurotiomycetes, Eurotiales, Aspergillaceae. The transcript has 2 exons. The coding region runs from base 79 to 537 and encodes 152 amino acids.